UCUUCAUAGCAUUUCAUCUUAUAACAUACACAGUAUAAGUUACACUUACAGUCAGGGUAUUUAUUAUUAAUUUUUCUAUUCAGGUGUAGAGAUUGGGUUGACUUUAUGUUAAUUAAUCAAUAGCGUAUUGCCUGCUUCCUGACAUUAUGAAUCCUGAUAUUGCCUGAUCUAUUUCCCUCGGGGUGGUUUGUUGUGUUAUUUGAUCAUUGGAUUUUUUUUACAGCUUCUUUACGUAAUAACUAGGAAAUUAUGCAUCCUGGUGUGUAUUUUGCCAGUGUUUGAAUAUAUUUACUUCUGUGGUUGUUAUUGCUUUUUUGUGCUGAAUAAUUUUUCUUAUAAGAAAUUGAGAUUCUGCACCAUGAGGGCCCGGGAUUUUGCCCACUACAGCCUGAGGAUUUUUUUCAUCACCGUAGCCAACUUGUUUGGAAUCCCUUCAUAUCUCACCUGGAUUUUACUUCUCCAGCCCUUAAAGCAUUAUUACCCAGAGUUAUUUUGGAAAAUUGAAUCUGUUUUAUUCCAGGGACUUUUAACUAUAGUUACGACAUGGCUGUACUCAGGGGGAUAUACAAUAAUGGAGUCUGGAGACAGUUUGGAGGGGAUCAUGAAUGAUGAAGCAGUGGUUCUAGUAAAUCAUCAAUCCACAUCAGACGUUCCCAUUGUCAUGUCAGCUCUUCAUAACAAAGCUCAGGUGGUCGGGAAGGUCAUGUGGGUCAUGGACGACAUCUUCAAGUACACAAACUUUGGGUGGAUUUCUUAUUUCCAUGGAGAUUUUUUCAUUCUUCAGGGAAAAGAAGCAAGAACAGAUUCUUUAGAGAAGUUACAAAAACACAUAAAUGAAAUAUAUAAAACAACAUUCAAAAAUUGGAUCAUCCUGUUCCCAGAGGGAGGGUUCCUUCGAAAACGUAGAUUUCGCAGUCAAGAAUUUGCCAAGAAAAACCACCUACCAGUUCUCCAACAUGUAACACUUCCUCGUGUUGGGGCACUUAAAGUGAUAAUAGACAACCUGGCUUCACCAACUACAGUUAAUGGGAAUGUUACAGGAAGCAAAUCAAAUGAAAAGACACUAAAGUGGGUGAUAGACAUUACCAUCGGUUAUCCAGGGGCAACUCCUUACAACUCACAUGGCAUGUUUGUGGGGUACUGGCCACCCCAUAAGGUGGACAUCCAUUAUCGUGUGUAUCCCAUACAAGAGAUUCCCACCGAAAAGGAAGCCCUGACAAAAUGGAUGUACGAUCGCUACGAGGAAAAGGAAGUGCUCCUACAGGAAUUUUACACAAAAAGCAAGCCUCUAGAUGAAUCAGAUAACCAGAAGCGAGCCAUGCCGAGGGUCAGGCGUCAUGAUCUGGUUAUUGAUAAAUGUUUAGCCUGUCUUUUCUACCUGCUUCAUUUGUGUUCAUUUAUAGUGUUCUGGUUUUAUUUAUAUUGUCCUGUUAUAAGGAUCAUCAGAUUUAUGAUGAGUUUUGUAUUUUAGAGUUUAUUAAAAUAACUUUUUAUUGUUAUUUUAUGGUUUUUUGUGACGUACAAUCAGGAAUUUUUGCAUCAUAUUUAUCGUAAUACCAGUGAACUGGUGCAUUUUACUUGCAAGUUCUCACUAUAUUUGUCCACAAAUUGAAUCAUAGUAUUAGUUUUUAUAUAGACAGGUUUUUAUAAUCUGUACUUGAGAUCUCUGUAUGACAUUUUUUAUAUAACUUUUCAAUAUCUUUUGAAUUUUAUUUAUUUCAUCUUCCCAGAUAAGAUACUGUGUAUAUAUACUGUAAAUCACUUUUUAUUCACGAGAACUUUAUUUUCGCGUUAUUACGCGAGACAGUGUGCUUGUAAAAAUUUAUUUCUCGCAUAUAAUAGUAUUCCUUAAGAUUAUAUAGAGCAAUUACUACAAUUUGCGAAAAUUUUGUCUCGCUAAUUAAGAGUCAAUGACUAUCUCGCAAAAAUAAGGUGUCACGAAAAUUUAGUGAUCUACAGUAUUUAGAUUAAGGUUUGUGGUCCCCCGUUUGCUCAAUUUAAUUUUUUGCUUUCAUAAAUAAUUUUCCAAAAGAAAUUUAUAAUUAAAAAUGCACACAAUUUAGGCAUACUUUGUGGGGGCAAAAUAUAACUGAUUUAGAAAUGGCCUUAAACUUAAUAUUAUAGAGGUCUCAGGAGUUAUAUUCAUUUAUCCCAGUCUUGAUUAUCGCUGAUAAACCUUAAUCUUAAGACAAUGUUAACAUUUUACAUUACAUGCAUAUGCAUUUAUAAAUCUCCUUAAUCUAAGAACCUUGUGAUUUGAGAUCAUACAUGUAUUUUCUUCUUCAGGCAUAUCAACAUGCACAAGUAUGGAUAAUUUUAAGAUAAAAGACUUUAAAAUUAUUUUAUUACAAAUGUUAUCUGGGUUAUGUCAGUAACAUUGGUAUAAAAAAAAUUACAUUGUAUACCUGAGGAACAAAAUUUAAAUAUGAAACUUUGAUUUUGGCGGAAACUAUGUAGUCAUUUUUAGGAAGUUCAUAAAGAUACUUCCUAUGUACAUACUAAUUAAGUACCAGUAACCAGAACAAAGUAUAAUGCAUGUAUUCAGGGGUCAGCUGUGCAUUGUGUGUUCAUUAAUGAAGCUUCUGCCAAUAUUUUCCUUCUUUUGAGGUUGUUUGGUUGACAACUACAAAUUGUACAUGUACUAGUAAAUUUCAGAAAUUAGGUAACUAACUUAUUUAUAGAAUGUUGCAAAGAUCAUUUUUGUAGUUGUAAAUGUACUAAGUUCACGCUUUGUCUUGCCAGCCCGAGUGUUGGAUUUCCAGUUUUUUUUUUGGUAAUGAUAAAUGCAUUAUGCUGGAGAUAUAAUCUAGAUCAAGUUGUAUGUUUUUUAAGUCUUUCAGCAAUAACAUUCAUGUUUGAUUACUUGAUUUUAUGUUUUCUACAAUAAUUUUUCUAAGCUGCCACCCAUUUGAAAUCUGUGUAUAUAUAUACAUGUACCAGCACUAGAUCUUGACAUUCCUGAUAUCUUAAAUACCUCAAUAUAUUAUCAACUUGAUAUAUUUUAGAAAAAAAAAUUUAAACCAUGAAAACAUGGAAAUCUUAGAGUAACUAUCAUACUGUAACUUUCAAGACUCCGACUGUUUCAAGUACUUAUGAUAUAUCACAAAAUGAAGAUUCUGGUAUGCCAACAUUUUCUUUGGAUACACCAUAUAAGCAGAAUUUUUAGCGUGGAUUUAAUUUUGGCAUUAUUAGCAAGGGUGUUUAGAAUUGAAUAUUGCUAAUAAAUAAUUGCAUUUUAUUUAUAAAAGUUUCAUUAGUGAGCAUUUUUAAAAUCGCUAAAAUUACAUCUCACUAAAAAUAACUUUAAUAAAUUUUCAGGACAAUUGCUAAAUUUGUGUCUUGCUAACAUUUCAACUUCUAUGUUAAUAGGAUAUAUGUGUGCUAAAAGUAUACAUUAAGUACCAGCUUUGGUUUUGAUUGUCUGUAAACUAGCUUUUUUCUGAUUUAAAGUGUAUGAUUUAUAUACUAAUAUAGUUUGGUAUACUAGCUGGUAUUGAUAUCAUCUUUUUGAAAUUAAAAUGAGUUGAAUUUUAAGAAAUUUGAUACAUGUAUACCAUACUGAUUUUUAAGC
Messenger RNA from Saccostrea cuccullata (small rock oyster), 3571 nucleotides. RefSeq names its product acyl-CoA:lysophosphatidylglycerol acyltransferase 1-like. Lineage: Eukaryota; Metazoa; Mollusca; Bivalvia; Ostreida; Ostreidae. Gene Ontology annotation, biological process: phosphatidylinositol acyl-chain remodeling. The transcript has 6 exons. Gene Ontology annotation, cellular component: endomembrane system; endoplasmic reticulum. The record is from RefSeq and is a predicted model, not a curated record. The coding region runs from base 359 to 1471 and encodes 370 amino acids. Gene Ontology annotation, molecular function: acyltransferase activity.